AUGCUUGCUAGGUAAGUAAUUUUGAGGGCGGGGCAUUCAUGAUUUAGAGAGCACCUGAUUGGACAGAAAUCAGUGCAGUGCAGGGUGAGUCAUUAAGAUUUAUAGCAGUUUUUGGAAAGUGAAAAACAACAUAUUUGGCAAGUGCUUUUUUUUAGGUAAAUUUGAAACAUAGUCUUAAAGCUUACAAACAGAUUACUAACCGGUGAGCUGCAUACAGAUAUAGUCUGGAAGGAGUGAUAAAGAGAAAGAUAACGAAUGAAUGAAAAGAGAGAGAGGGAGAGAAGGAGACAGCAAGCAAAAGAAAAGCAAGAGGGACGGCCCACUCAGAGUGACAGAGAGCUGGAGUUCAGAGUUUGUCAGGAGAUGACAGAGUGUAGAGACAGGGAGAGAGAAAGAAAGAGGAGCUAAAUGGUUUAGAAAGUAUAAGGAAUUGAAGGAAAAAAAGAUUGAAAGAGAGGAAGAGAGAAAUACUGAUGCGAAAAAACUUGGAUUUAGUUUUUUUUUCCAUUCAGCAGCAGCCGGCUUCCCUGGAUCUACUUCUUUGCCAGCACUGCCACGUGCUCCCCACACACACAUACACACACACACACACACACAUUUCAGGGUCUGGCAGACGGGGGUAUGUGGCUCUAUCCUGGAUUGCUCUCAUCUCUGGAUAUGCCUCUGUAGUCGUAGCACUCGUCUGUGUACUUGUGUGUGAGCAUGGGAGGUGCAGAGCUUGCCGAUGUGAUAUGGAUCUAGCAAUUUGACUCCGGGAAUCCUUUAAGAAAAUUUGCCAGCAUGGAAAUAUGACGAGAUUUGGGCAUGUUCAAGGAAAGCCACAUCUGGACUUUCUCCUCUCUUUGGGAGAGAACGGACACCUCUUUAACCUGACUUGUAGCCUUUAAUUUUUUUUUUUUUUCACAUUGAAAGGUCGUAAUGGUUCGCUUGUGAAUGCGACGUGUGCUUUUGUGAGCCCUUGCACACUCCCAAGUGCAUUUAUGUGUGAUGUGGUCAGCAGGUCAAGUGCCACUGGCGAUGCCCGUUGUGUGCCCGCAUGUAGGGGGUAAGGAGUGGUGCUUUCAGGAUGCAGUCGGGGUGGAUUGCAGCUCUCCAGAGCCUCGCUGUAUCUGGGUGGCGGUUUUACACGGGGAUACACAGCAAAUUAACAUUUCCAACCUCCAAAAUGACUCUUCUCCAAACAUAAAUGGCAUCAGUGCUGGGAAAGCACUGUCAAGACCCGCACAGACCUCCAGGGCAAAAGGGCGGAGAGAUGGGCUCUCUUCAUCCAGUGAGAACCCUCGGCCGGUGGUCCGGAGCGGGACAGAUGGGCUGGGCGUGUCCUGGCAGGGUCCACGCACGCUGGUGCUCCAAAAGAACUCUCAGGGCUUCGGCUUUACUCUGCGUCACUUCAUCGUUUACCCGCCAGAGUCCGCUCUGCACACCACUCUCAAGGAUGAAGAGAACGGGAAUGGAAAGGGGCUUCAACGAAGUCGUCUGGAGCCCAUGGACACAAUUUUUGUGAAGAAUGUGAGGGAAAAAGGCCCCGCUCACCUGGCUGGCCUGUGUACAGGAGACAGGCUGGUUAAAGUGAAUGGGGAGAGCGUGCUGGGUAAGACGUACUCGCAGGUCAUUGCACUGAUUCAGAACAGUGAGAGUGUACUGGAGCUCUCCAUUAUGCCAAAGGAUGAGGACGUGCUUCAGCUGGCAUAUUCCCAUGAUGCCUACCUAAGGGGGAACAAUCCAUAUACAGGAAAGGCCCAAAAUCUUCCUCCACCACCCCCUGUUCUCUACCCUCCUCGUACAAAAUCACAGUCUCCUGCAGGGUUCAGCCCCUGCCCUCCUCCAGCUUCUUCACACAUGGGGCAAAACCAGCUGGACAACUGGAGCCGCUGGCCCGGCUCUUCUGCUGGUCCCUCUCCACCCCUUGACAACCGGACUGUGGCCUCCAGCAAUGUUGUCUGGGCAGCCGAGGGCAGGAAUUGUGAGCCGGGUGGUGUUGGUCACAGUAGCCCUGCACACCGAACAGAGGAGAUCCAGUAUGGAAUGACUGACAGAGGACAGCAGCCAACUGGACAAAUGAGAGGACGCUCAUACUCAUCUUCUUCCUCCUCAGGAGGAAUGAUGAGCCCUUUGCAUCAUGGUCAUCUUGCCAAUCACAACAUGGGUACUGCCAUGGGGCACACUGGAGGUCGUAAGGGAAGCCCACCUUGGGCCAGCCCUUCUCAGCCAACAUCAACACCUUCAUCCAGCCGCAACGAACGAACCCAACAAGCCCUUUCCAACUGGUACUACAGCCAGGUCCCAGGCCGUGAGCGAGAACGAGAACGAGAGCGGGAGCGAUCUAGUUCUCGCUCAAUGCACCCACGCCACAGGAGUUUCUCACAAGACCGUCUGGGAGAGCUUGGGAAGGCCAGGCGUUCUCAACAAGCAGGUUUUCCCCAUAGUGCAUCGCAAGACACGUUGCUGCUGCUUCAGCAGAGUGCUGCAGCAUAUGCUGAUCCUUACUGGAACCAUGGAGACUGGCGGGGUGAGCAUAUGUAUGGUCAGCACCCAUCUGUGGUGGCCUAUGGGCGAAAGUCCUCCGAAAAUCUUCUAGCAAGCCGGUACGGACACUCGGGACGCUCACUGGAAAAUCUCGACAGAGCUGUGGGGAUACUCUCACCAAGGGUUGAAAGAUCUGCUUGGGUUCAACAACCUCCAAAUAGGACUGAAGUCUAUGCAAGACAUGCUGGGCAUUUCGGCCAACAUAUAGAGUCACCCCACCAAAUGCACCACACACCCCAACACCACCAGAAUCUCACACAUGCAACACACCAACACUCAUCUCAAAUCCCACAACCUCAGCAGGCAGCUCCAAUGGCAAGACGUUUGCCUUCUUGCCAGAGUCUAGAUGAGGAGCCGAUUGGCUAUCGUAGCUACAGUCCCUCAUUCAAUAGGAAGACUGGCCGUAUCUUGCAGCAGGCCCAGUCAUUUAGAGAUCCCUCUUACACAGGUCCACACCUUUGGACUCCAACAUCCAAAACCAGUCCCCCAGAGGGGCAUCCACCCUCAGCCACUGCUUCCCCAGCCCCACCAACCACUUCCUCUUCAACUACGAUUUCCACACCAUCUGAAGGACAAGACAGAACUUACCGACCCACUAAUCAUGACAGAGGGGCAGGGGAAGCGACAAGUGAAGCCCAGACACAGGAAGUGGUUCUGAGGCAGAAACCACCUACCGGCCGACGAGGUGCAAACGCCCUUCGACACCCACAUUAUGCAAUAGCACUUGACUCCAGUGACCCUCUACUCUUUACCACUGACCCUACGGAGCCCACUGCCAAGGCAGAAAGUGCUAUUUCUCAUCGCCGCACAGAUGUUAACCUUCCUCCACUAUCUAUUGAGGAUGACUCCCUUGCAUCAAUUCCAUUCAUCGAUGAGCCGACCAGUCCAAGUGCAGAUCUGCGGGCACGUCAUGUCCCCGCCUCCUCCGUCGUGUCCAGUGGCGGUAUAAACUCCGCCCCUGCUGUGAUCACAAGCCCCGCCUCCCCAACCUUCACCUUUCCCCUCAACCGCCUUUUCUCCCACAACUGCAGUGAUCCUAAAUCUAAUCGUCGCUCCUCGUACCUGUUGGCCAUCACCACUGAACGCUCCAAGUCAUGUGAUGAGGGGCUUAACGCAUAUAGAGAAGAGGGCCGGGUCUUCUCGAGGCUUCCAAAAAGAGUCAAGAGCUUCUUUACUGAAGGGUCUCUGGACAGUCUGGGUGCUGCUGAAGAGGCUCGCUCUAAACGACACUCUACCUCUGAGCUGGGCAACAUCAGCUACAGUGACGUGAAGAGAGAAGGCUGGCUCCACUUCAAACAGAUCCACACGGAGAAGGGCAAGAAGGUUGGCAGUGCAAUCUGGCCAUGGAGACGGGUGUUCUCUGUGCUUAGGACCCAUUCUCUGUUUCUUUAUAAAGACAAGCGAGAGGCAGUGCUUAAAGGGGCGCAAUUAGGGGGCGGGGCUGAAGACGAGCAGCCAAUCAGCAUCCGGGGCUGCCUUGUGGAUAUAGCAUACAGUGAAACGAAGCGCAAGCACGCGCUGAGAUUGACCACGCAGGACUUCUGCGAGUACCUGCUGCAGGCGGAGGACAGAGAGGACAUGCUGGAGUGGAUCCGAGUCAUCAGGGACAACAGCAAGACCGACAACGAGGAAUUGGGUUUCUCACGACAAGCUCUCAUCAAUAAAAAGCUUAACGACUACAGGAAGCAAAGUCCAACGGGUAACAAACCAGACUCCUCACCCAGAGUGCAUCGAAUGACCUUCCUCCUCAGCAAGCCAGACAACAGCGCACCUCCACGCUCCCCAAAACACGAGGCCAAAGAUGAGAGCAGCCCCCCAAAAUCUCCCUGGGGUAUAAACAUAAUGAAGAAGAGCAAGAAGGCCGGUCCUAAAGCUUUUGGCGUCCGUCUAGAGGACUGCCAGCCUGCAGUAAACAACAAGUUCAUUCCUCAGAUUGUGGAGAUCUGCUGUGGGCUGGUGGAGGACAUGGGUCUGGAGUAUACAGGGAUCUACAGAGUGCCAGGAAACAAUGCUGUAGUCUCCAGUCUGCAGGAGCAGCUCAACAAAGGAGUAGACAUUAACAUCACUGAGGAGAAAUGGCAGGACCUGAAUGUGGUGAGCAGCCUGCUGAAGUCCUUCUUUCGUAAACUCCCUGAACCCCUCUUCACUGAUGAUAAAUAUAAUGACUUUAUCGACGCCAAUCGGAUGGAGAACGCCAGCGAUAGGCUGAGGACAAUGAAGAAAUUGAUUCGGGACCUACCAGAUCAUUACUUUCACACUCUGAAAUUUUUAGUUGGACACCUAAAGACGGUGGCUGACCACUCUGAGAAAAACAAAAUGGAGCCGCGUAAUUUGGCUCUGGUGUUUGGCCCCACUCUUGUUCGAACUUCAGAGGACAACAUGACAGACAUGGUCACCCACAUGCCAGACCGCUACAAGAUUGUGGAGACACUCAUUCAGCAUUACACCUGGUUUUUCUGCGAAGAACAGGAUAAGGAUGAAAAGACCCCAGUGGACACAGAGGAUGUCCAGCCUGCCCCAAACAUUGAUCAUCUGCUCUCCAACAUUGGCCGCACAGGCAUGCUGGGUGAGGCUUCAGACUCAACCAACAGUGAUUCUGCAAAAUCUAAGGGGUCAUGGGGAUCAAAACGUGACUUUACUGCCAAGGAUAUCCUUACAUUAUCAAUUAUGUCGGCUGUGACCCGCAAACGGCGGAAGCGGCACAACGGCCGUCUCCUCGGCAGCAGCACAGACGACGAUUCUGAGCAUGAACCCAUUAAAUCCUGCAUCUCCGAGAAAGACGAUCUGCAAGAGAUGGGGCAGGUUGCAUCCUUCUGUGCCCCACGAGCAGAGGGAGAGGAGGAUGACGAUGAAGAGGAGGAAGAUGAUGAAGAGGAGGAGGAGGGGGCUGAGAGACAGAAGGCACAAGAGCAGAAGGAAACAGUAGUCCCCAGCAUUUCCUCAACAGAGGAAGUGACAUCAACAGUGCUGCUGAGCGAAGAGGAAGAGCAGAAGUCUGAAGUGAAAGGAGGACGCAGCUGGAGAUUAGAUGAUGCUCGGUCUAUUGUGUCAGGCUACUCUACUCUGUCCACUUUGGGGCGGAGCUUAGCUUCAGAGGGGCGGGGCGAGGAUGCAGAUGAUGAGCAUAGUGAACUAGUGAGUGAAACUGAUAAUGAAAGCGGGUUUGCCUCACGCUCCCUCACCCAAGAAAGGCCAGAAAAACCAAACCGUUCCAACCAGAACUCUCAUGCGUCUCCUGAACCAACCGCACCACAGAGUUUCCUCUAUGCGCACUGCAAAUCACCUACACCCUCUGGCUCCGCCACUGCUCCAUCUCCCCCUUCACAACACAUCACAACCAACCCAGAGGACAGCGCAGCACGCUCGUCUACUCCCUCAACCUCCUCUUACUCCUCAUCCGCCUCACAACGGCUCCACAACCGCUCUUUCAACUCCCACCGCCUCAUACAGUGCGACACCCUUGCACGCCGUCGGACAAAGGCGGACAAAGCCAAAGCUCCCUCAGUGGACCUUUCCGAACUCUCGAGCUCCUCCGCCGCAGAGGAGGACCGCCAGUCAGGUGCCAAUCAAAUCCCUGACUCCUCUCCGUCUCCUUCUUCAAAAGCCAAAGGGUUUAGCAUAAGAAACGAGUGUACGCCAAUAUCCAUGGUUGGUCCCGGAAGUAAGGGGUGUGUGUUGUCCCCCGGGCAAGGAUCCCUGGCGGAUCAGGUACGUGCUCGUCUAAUGGGCUCGGCGGAUGACCUGUGCAGCGUUGGCCUGAGAAAGCAGCUCUCGCCGGAGACGCGCCGGAAGAGACGCGCUUGGAGGAGACACACAGUGGUCGUGUCCCCUACGGAUUGUUCAGACAAAAAGCCAACGGUCCAAAGCACCAAACCUCUAGCUUCACCCUCCCCUGUUGAAAAGCAGGAUGUCAGAGAGUCCCACCCAGAGUGCUCAGAAACUGAAGCCCCUACUGCACGUCGGGCCGUGCCUACCUCGCGCUUUCGUGAUUUCUUGUAGCAGUGGUGGUGUGUACAGGCUAGUGAACCAAGAGAGUUGGAUUUGGGUUGUGUUGUAGCUGCAUACUCGGUAUGUUCAAAGUGAGUUUACACUAACAGCGAUUCACACUUGCUUUCCACACUUUUAUCUUAAGGCAUAACCCCAGGUUAUCAUUGUUUUAAACAUUGCUUUCUUACAGAGCAAGUUACUUUUCACACUUGUAAUUUAGAAGCAAGGUAACUUCUUUUAACCCAGGGUUAUGAAACUCAUCCUGCAGGCACAGAACGUCAACAUGACCUCAUAUUGAUGUUGUAGCCCAACGUACCCCAACGUCAGGCUUUUGUCAAUGUCCAACCUAAAAUCAUAUCAGCAUCUAAUCAAAUUACACCUUGAUGUUGUGUGGAUGUUACCAAUAUAACAUCUAUCAGACGUUGUAUUAUGGUCACUUUCCAAAACAACUUAAAAUCAACCAAAUAUCAACGUAAUCUGACAGAUCGUUAUUUUACGUCAAAAAUAAAAUUGUCUUUAGAUGCUGGCUAGACAUCAAGUUUUGGUCACCUGACGUCACAACCUAAAUCUAACCCAAUAAUAACAUCUUAUGAUGUUGUGUGCCUGCUGGGCAGUUACAGUAAAAGGUUUGGCAUUUCAGUGCGUGUCUCCUUUUAUCAUCUAAUAGUUUAACUUAAAACUUUAACUACAAUCAACAAUAAAUAAUAUGAGCAUGGAAGUACCGACCACAUUCUGUACUUGUCCAAUCAAUGACACUUACACAGCAAAUAUGCAAAUAAGGAUGAUAACCAAAGGGUUUAGAAUUGUAGAGUGUGAAAUAUCAGAGUAGGAAUACAAAUUAUUCAUUCAUCAAGUCAAGUCAAAUUGGCUUUAUUGUCUUUUCAACAAUAUACAGUGGAGUACACAGUGAAACGAAACAUUGCUUCUCCAGCACCAAGGUGCUACAUCAAACAACAUAAAUUGACAACAUAAUUUAGGACUGUACAUUACUAUAAAAGUUUAGAGAUUGAAAUAAAAUAAGAUAUUAAAGUAAAUUUUAAAAAGUAAGAAAAUUGGAAGCUGGAAACUUGAAACUGUAGUGGUCUAAUGCUAAUGUUGUAAUCCAUUUCCAUGAAUUAUGCUAAGGUAAGCUAAAAGUCCUCUCACCAGACUCAGAGAUCAGCUGAAUGGGUUUAAAAUAUUGUAAAACUCAACUGUUUAACUGUAACUCUGAGUUUUCCUUUAACAACAAUGAACUAGGGUUAAAGGGAUAGUUCACCCAAAAAUGAAAAUUCUGUCAUCAUUUACUCAACCCUUCACGUUCAAAACCAAACAAGCUGAAAUUCAAAUGAAACUGCAGUAACUGUUUUCAGACCUGUGGAUUUUUUGCUUUGGUUAAUGCUUGAUUUUCAUAAUUGUAUGGAAAAUGACCACCUUCAUUUGGUUUGUUUCACUUUCAUGAACUAAAAUGAAUUUACUCUUUUAAGAGUGCAUCUGAUUAUUCCUGAAAUUCUGCUCAUAUGCAUUCUUAUAAUGUACUUCAACAUUUAAACAUCAAGAGGUGCAUUUUGAUUUAACUAAUGCAAUCAUUUGUAUGCUUGACAUUUGCAGUACUCGUGUAACCCAUAUUCUUAAACAAAACCAUCUAAGUGUAACGGAGGUCAGCUAGUAUAGUGCUGUGCGGGAAACCUCACUCCUCUAAACCCGAAAAGGUGCUCUAGUGGUGAUGGAUGCUAUGGUCUAUAGCCUACUUGCUAGUGCAACCAACUCCCAUGCGGAGAGUCGCCGGAUUGAUCCCAGCUUGGGUGGUGUAGGACCGACAGGGUUACAUAAGGGAGAAAAUGCACCAAUUUCUCUAAAUGAACCAGUUUUGACGUGUCAUCUGUAAUAAGGAAUAGGAUGGAAAUGGACAAACUUCUGCCUCAAUUCAAAGGUCAUCUAAAGAAAUUAGUACUUUGAAUGAGCUUUUUACCCCCAGAAUGUCUUUAGGUGUCAUUUUAGCAGCAUGUUCCGCAAUAAUUUAGUUUUAAACUUCAAUUUUAGCUUAUUUAUUUAUUGUCACUGCAGUACAUUGCUAAUCAUUUCCAAAAAUGAGUACUCUUAUUUAUGCAAAUGAGUGACUAGCAUCAUCCUGUCCUCCGGUGAAUCUGCAUAGAUGAAUCUCUUUGUCUCUGUGAAUCGCUGUUAGUGUGAACGGUCCUUUAGUUUGCCGUGUUGAGUACAAAAUGCAAACUCUAUUAUACUAUACUUUACUACACUGUACUAUACAAUGUAAAGCCCUUGGUCAAGUCGAAUUUACAUCACACUUACUUACUGUUGCCAAAGUUUUUUCUUCCUUUCACAUUUCCUUAUUUUUUUAAUCCUGGCAAGUCACACGACAACAUUCAGCUCUUCAAAAUGACUGCCAAGACCCUCACGACGUACAUGCCAUGGAGUGCUUUUAUGUUUUCAAGUCCCUGAUGAACCGAUAAUGUGCCGGUACAGUAUUGGUUAAACAGUGUUAUCAAACGAGAGCAGUGUUGAUAGUGACGGUUUUACUAGAUUUAACACAGGCCGUUGAGCUCAGAGCAGCUGCGUAACUCUACCAGUAACUCGCUACAUUAAGAAACAUAAGACGCAGUGUGUGGCGUUCACCUUCCCACAUGUUCAUCUACACUGAGUGACGGCUCAUUGGUGAAAUCACUUCAGAUGAGCGUGUAUGUGUGUCUGAAAUUGUCUGUGUAAACCGUAUGUGGUCGAGUAUGUGUGUGUGUCAAAUGAUUUUGUAACAUUUGUACAAAGCCUUGCUUAAGUUAACCUUGUAAAUACACAUAUAUUAUAUUGUCAUUUCCUUUUUUUUUCUCUUUUAUUUUAGCUUUUAUAUGGUUUACAAAAGUGCGCUUGGGUGCACGGUCAUUUCUUUCAAGAUGUUACUUGAAACGUUGUUGUUUUUUUCCCUUAAUAUUUUUCGUUUGUUUGUUUUAUACACAGUAUAUAUUAUACAUAUAUUUUGUAUGAAUAUAAUAAGUACUUUUAUUUGGAAAUCUUGGGGUGUACCUGUUUUAACUCCACUAGACUGUUUUCCCUGUUAAUGGCCUUUCUCUGUGACUUACAAAUACUAUGCAGAAAUCUAUUCACCUCAAUGCAAAGAACAGAGAUCUAACCUGCAAAGAGUGUCUGUCACAAGCUAUAAUAAAUUCUUAUUGCAGAGCGUA
Messenger RNA from Danio rerio (zebrafish), 9686 nucleotides. NCBI's taxonomy places the organism in Eukaryota, Metazoa, Chordata, Actinopteri, Cypriniformes, Danionidae. The record is from RefSeq and is a predicted model, not a curated record.